AGGCCCCGCCACCGAGUUCCGGAAGGCCGCCGACACGACUUGCGCCAUCGCCAUCCAGCGAGGCUCCUCCCUGGGACCGCUCCUGACCCGCGAGGACCUGGACCGAAACGCGCGGACGCCCUGCGACCCGUCGCAGUGCAGGGCGGACGUGUUCUUCGACUUCGUCAUGGCUCCCCACCUCAUGCGGGUCCACGGGCCUGGGCGCCCUGGCGGCCACACGCCUCCUGCGCCUGCUGGGAGAAGGGGCCCGAGGGAGGCCCCUCGGAGGGGUAUCUCUUCUCCUUCCCCCCGGGCGCCGACGGGUGCACCGCGCGGGCCUGCUGGAGGGAGUACCUGUUUCUUCCUCUGCCAUCUACGCCUACUCCACGGGCGACGUUGACGACGUCGUACCCACGUGGACCGCGGCCUGCCAGGAUCCGAGGUCCCGGAGGGCGAGGCCCGCGACGACGCGCUGCCGAGCCUCGAGUACCUGCGGGACGACCUGUGGGCACGGGGCGAGCACGAGGCCGCCAGGGCGCUGGUGAGGGUCGGCGCCCCGGACACGGACGCGCGGGGCGGCGAGCCCGACUCCGGCCCCGCGGGCGCCACGCCCCAGGUGCUGCGCAGGAUCGCGGAGGGCUGGGAGAGCCUGACCUCGGAGGCCCUCGGGCUGCUGGAGCAGCUCGGGCUGCUGGCGGUGGACGGGGUCACCGGCGGCAGCAGCGAGCAGGUGAUGCUGGGGAGCACGUUCACCUGGGAGAACUAUCUCGGACUACCGGUCGCAGGUAGAGUUCCUGAUCGCGGGGCUCACCAGCACCGAGGCGAUGCGGAAGUGGUACGCGGACCUGCCCGGCACCAACAAGGUCAAGAGUUACGGCCCCAACGGGACCCUCUACCUCGGCUACGGCGACGUCAGGAGCCGGCUCGAGGCCUUCGGCGAAAAGAAGGUCACGGGCCAGGCCCAGCGGCAGAACGAGCUCGGCAUCGCGGUCCAGAACGGCGUCAUGUGGCCCAACGCGCCCGGCGGCGAGCGCACCAUCUUCCUGGGCGCCAGCGCGGAGAACCACGCCUUCGCGCGGCCGCUCCUCGCCAGGGUCCUCGACCUGGCGGAGCGCAGCGAGGGCGCCUGCGACGGCUCCGCGUGCUGGAACAGGGCCUGGCUCAGCCAGCGGGCGAGGGAGUUCGUGGACGGCGGACGCGUCAAGAUCGACAGCUCCGACUUCAAGUGGUACGUCACCCAGAUCCUGCACAAGGCCCACAUGGACAUCGACCUGUCCGAGGCCGAGGCGCGGGAGUUCGCGGACUACAUGGGGAAGGUCAUCCUGCCCGUGGCCCUCCCAGAGGGCCAGGUCAACACCUGCCCGGUCAGGCAGGCCCUCGGCAUCUCGGAGACGCAGGGACGGCGCAGCGCGUACCUGAGGAGGUACCGUGCGGCCAUCCGCACUAAGUUCCUGGACCGGGACUUCACGUACGAGGAGGUGGACCUGGUUGCGUCGGCGUUCCUGGACGCGCUGCAGUUCGCCGGGGGCAUCGCGGUGCCCACCAUGAUCCAGUACGUCAUAGCUCUGACGCACAUGCGCGAGGAGGACAAGUGGGAGCAGCUCAAGGGGCUGAGGCUCGAUGAGGAGAACAUCCCGUCCGUGGUGUGGGAGGCGCUGCGCGUGUACCCACCGGUGGGGACGUUUCCUUAUUGGGAGAAAGACGAGGACGGCAACUGGAAACACAUUAUGCUCAACAUUGCCGGCGCCUUGGAAGACGAAGCGGCGUGGGAGGACCCGCUGACGUACAAGUUCCGUCCCAUGAAGGAGUACAUGGAUAAAUUUCUCGGUUUCGCAGACUUCGCCACUCAUCCGCCGACGGCCGCUGGAGGAGCUGGCCCACACGAGCACAAGUGCCCCGCCAAGAACCUUGCCAUCGCGAUCAUAGAAACGUUCCUGAAGGAGUUCGAGGCCGUGGGGCCCUGGCACGCGGCCGACCCCAGGAUCACUGUCAAUUCGUACAUGACCUCGUCAUACGCGGUUCUGCGGCAGGACCACACCUGCUGGGACGCCCCGAAGAAGUGCAAGCCGACGUUCACCUACAAGGGCAGGCAGUUCCACGGCUGCACCAGCGUCGACUACGAGCUGGGCGGCUGGUGCUCCACGGACGAGACCUACGACGGGCGCUGGGAGGUCUGCAAGCCGAAGCUCUGCAGGCACUCGCCGUGCUGCUGCAAGACGUCGGCCUGCAGUACGAAGGCCCUCCUGCAGCGCUACGCGCUCGAGACCCACGGCGCCGGCACCGAGGAGGUGGUCUGCUGCAAGCGAGUCGAGGAGGCGCCCGGGAGCGGCGAGUGCCCCGGGAAUUGGCUGUUCGGCAUCGGCUACUACAAGCCCGCGCAGGAGGUCUCGGAGGCCGCGGGCGACGGCCUGUGCCCGGCCCACGACUACGCGGAGCAGCCUCCGCCCUACAGCCCAGAGCAGGCGGAGAUCGACGCCAUGGCGGCGGCGCACGAGUGCCAGCAGACGGGGGACGGCGGACAGUGGCGGGCGGAGUGCAUCUGCCUGCGGGCGGGCGACGACUGGCAGCCCGGCGAGGACGUCGCCCGCCUGGUGCACAGGUGCACUGCCCUGACGGCCGUGGCGCAGGAGGUGGCCGCCCCGUGGGGGUGCUCCGUCCGCAGGCAGACCGUUGACGGGCAGACGCGCGUGUCGUGCGAGGCCAGCGCGCCGCUGCACGUGCGGCUCGGGCACAGCGCGUCGCAGGCGUGGGACAGCCUGACCCGGUGGGGCACCGAGCAGUUUGUUCCCACCGACCAGUGCGGCGCCUCCUCGGCCCAGUGCUGCUCGCAGAGCGUGCUCGGGACCGAGUCCGCCACGUGCCAGGACGUCACCUCGGGGUUGCUGACCAGCGCCUGGCACGAGCUGCCGCUGCAGCUGCAGGGGGUCUUUUGGCUCCAGAAGCAGGGGGACUCCUCCGCCCUGAUGUCGUUCGGCCGCACCAGCGACGGCUGCGGCAUCAGCCCCGGCAGCAUCCAGAGCGACGCCACCUACAAGGUGCGAGUUAGUGGGGACCGCUCCUGGUCAUUCCACUCCGUGGACGGCGGGUCGUUCAUGCUAGCGGAGCUGGUCGACCUCAUCUACGACUUCCACUUCGACUCGGCCACGGACCCCAGGUUUGCCCAGAUCAUACCCGAGGCGCGGAACGUCCUCGGGGUCAGGGUGCCGUCGUGGCUGCUGUCCUUCAACAUGUCGCUGGUGGACCACAGCUCCAGCCCGCACCGGGACUCUGUGGUCUGGCGCCGCCAGUCCGCGGUGCCGGCGCUCGGCCUGGACGGUUCCGGCGGCCAGGGCGACUACCACCUCGUCCAGGUCAUCGACGGCUCUGGGAACAGGCUGCCGGCGUUCGGAGACUGGGUGAAAUAUUGCGAGGACCCGGAGCAGACUGGUGACUCGUCCCCUGGGAAGAUCUGGUUCCACGCGUAUUCGUGGAAGGGGAGCGCGAGGUGAUGAGGAGCGCCUGUGAACGAGCGGGGCUCUGCUCCCCCCCCCUCCCCCGCAACAGGGGCGCCAGGAUCUGCGUCUUCGUGCGCACGGGCGCAGCCCAGCCUGACCACGGCCUCGCUGGGCCGCUGCGGCCUCACUCAGGAUUUGAAGGACUUCACAGGCCGUCUUUAAGAGUAUUUAUGCACCCUUGGGGCUGAGGUG
Molecule: messenger RNA, 3665 nt
Organism: Prorocentrum cordatum
Lineage: Eukaryota; Dinophyceae; Prorocentrales; Prorocentraceae
Source: the annotation of a GenBank genome assembly